GGUGGGAGUAGCGAUUCAGGUAGUGAAUACGAUAGCCGGGUGCCCAUGUCCGUAUCUGCAUCAUCUAACAGUAUACUACUAACGGCAAUUACAAUCGCUAUUCAACUGCGUGGAAAACUGUACCUAAAUCACAGCCCCGUCUGGGUACACGGAGAAGAAUUGGGGCUAAUCUACCACCCCAUAACGAUACCGGACUGCGCAUCCCUGACAUGGGUGACGCUGGCUGGAUCAACAGCUUUUAUUCCCUUCAAUACGACCGCAUGAACGUAUUCUGUAAGUAGCACAACGACCACGAGAGCCGAGAGUUCGUUGAGCAGAGAGAGGACCGUGAACGAUGGAUAUGUGAGAAAGGACGGUAUCGAUGGAGAUGUCUCCUGCAGAGUCAACGUCGUAAGCGAUGGUAGCAUAGGCCAUCGUCACAUUGAUGCUCC
Messenger RNA from Desarmillaria tabescens, 431 nucleotides. RefSeq lists its product as uncharacterized. Lineage: Eukaryota; Fungi; Basidiomycota; Agaricomycetes; Agaricales; Physalacriaceae. The transcript is spliced from 3 exons. The coding region runs from base 46 to 264 and encodes 72 amino acids. The record is from RefSeq and is a predicted model, not a curated record.